AUGCUUCAGUCAACUCCUGCUACCCAAUCGAUUGCACAAAUCUUGAAAGAUUUUAUAAGUUGGCCAAGACAAUAUGAAAUGAAUAAUGAAAAAACAAAUAAUGGUGCUUAUGUCUUGGGUAUUGCUGGAUGUUCAAAUAGCGGUAAAACAACAUUUUCAAAAACGUUAUCCACUGCCUUGAUUAACGAAGGUAUGCGAGUAGCAGUGCUUUGUCAAGAUGUAUUCUAUUAUCCAGAGGAACAACUGGAACGUGUUGUAAGCCGCGCAAAUCCAAAAAUCAUAUUUUAUAACUAUGAUACAAUAAAAGCGUUGAACACGGUUAAAUUCCUGUUGAGUUUACAAAAAGCGAUUGUUGCGAACGAUUUUGUAAUUGUUGAAGGGAGCUUGAUUCUGGAAAUCGACAGUUUGCGCGAGCUGCUACACCGAUCUAUUUUUAUUACAUUAAAUCAUAAUUUAUGCGAACAAAGACGUGCAGAUCGGGAAUAUGACCAUGCGGACUUAUCUGGAUACAUGGAAGAAAUUAUUUGGCCCUCAUACAGGAAUCAUUUAGCUAAUGCUUACAAUCUCGCUCGUCAUUCAUCAGCCAUUGUUUUUGUUGAUGGAAAUACUCAAGGAUUUUCCAGUGAAUUAGAAGUGAAAACGAUGCUUUCAAAGCUAUCCAAAAAUUUAUUGUUGAUUCAAGCUGAUGAACUUCAAUUAUCGUACGCAUUUAAAUUUGUUAAUAAACCAAAAAGUGGCGGUAUAUCGAUAUUUUUGGGAACAACAAGGGAUAAUUUUAAUGAUAAACAGGUUGUUCGGUUAGAAUUUGAGGCAUACGAUGAAAUGGUAUAUAAGGAGUUAGAUAAGUUGUGCAAUGAGUUACGAGAAAGUUACCCUUCAGUUGACAGAAUUGCGUUGAUUCAUAAAGUAGGGGAAGUUUUUGUUGGAGAAGCAUCGGUAAUAAUGGCAGUAAGUGCACCUCAUAGACAAGAUGCAUUUCGAGCCACUGAGAGAGGAAUAGAUUAUUUGAAAAGUCGAAUUCCUAUUUGGAAAAAGGAGGUUUAUUCCGAUGGUACUUUUUGCUGGAAAGGAAAUUCAUGA
Molecule: messenger RNA, 1080 nt
Organism: Cercopithifilaria johnstoni
Lineage: Eukaryota; Metazoa; Nematoda; Chromadorea; Rhabditida; Onchocercidae
Source: the annotation of a GenBank genome assembly